This is a messenger RNA of Suncus etruscus (white-toothed pygmy shrew), 2644 nucleotides long. RefSeq names its product procollagen-lysine,2-oxoglutarate 5-dioxygenase 2 (gene PLOD2). Gene Ontology annotation, biological process: peptidyl-lysine hydroxylation. Gene Ontology annotation, molecular function: iron ion binding; L-ascorbic acid binding; procollagen-lysine 5-dioxygenase activity. Lineage: Eukaryota; Metazoa; Chordata; Mammalia; Eulipotyphla; Soricidae. Gene Ontology annotation, cellular component: endoplasmic reticulum. The coding region runs from base 224 to 2500 and encodes 758 amino acids. The transcript is spliced from 20 exons. The record is from RefSeq and is a predicted model, not a curated record.
GCGGCUGGUCAGCGGGCGGCCAAUAGCCGCGAUGCGGACCGCCCCGAUCCCGUCGCCCGCUCCUCCCCUGGCCUAUAAGUCUCCGGUGGUGCCGGGGCCGCCCGCCCAUCCGCUCUGAGGGGUACGUCCAUCCGUCCCGGCACUUUCGUCUCGCGUGAUCUCCGCCGCCGCAGCCGGCCCGGCCGGGGUGCCAGAGCCAGCGUGCAUCCUCGAGGGCCCUAAGAUGGGCUGGCGCGCCCGGGAGCAGCUGCUGCUGCUACUGGCGCUCGCCCUACAGCCCUGGACCCCUUGCCUGGGGGAAGACUCGGAGAAACCCUUGGGGAUCCCUACAGAUAAAUUAUUAGUCAUCACUGUAGCAACAAAAGAAAGUGAUGGAUUCCAUCGAUUUCUGCAGUCUGCCAAAUACUUUAACUACACUGUGAAGGUCCUUGGUCAAGGAGAGGAGUGGAGAGGUGGUUCUGGAAUCAACAGUAUUGGAGGGGGCCAAAAAGUAAGAUUACUGAAAGAAGCCAUGGAGCAAUAUGCCAGUCAAGAAGAUCUGGUUGUCCUGUUCACUGAAUGCUUUGAUGUAAUAUUUUCUGGUGGUCCAGAAGAGGUUCUAAAAAAAUUUCAAAAGUCAAACCACAAAGUGGUCUUUUCAGCAGAUGGAAUUCUGUGGCCAGACAAGAGACUAGCAGACAAAUACCCCGUGGUACACAUUGGAAAGCGUUACUUAAAUUCAGGAGGAUUUAUUGGUUAUGCAUCGCACAUCAACCGCAUAGUUCAGCAGUGGAAUCUGCAGGAUAAUGAUGAUGAUCAGUUAUUUUACACUAAAAUUUACAUUGAUCCACUGAAGAGGGAAGCUAUCAAUAUCACUUUGGAUCAUAAAUGCAAGAUAUUCCAGACCUUAAAUGGAGCUGUAGAUGAAGUCGUUUUGAAAUUUGAAAAUGGUAAAGCCAGAGUGAAGAAUACAUUUUAUGAAACACUCCCCGUGAUGCUUAAUGGCAAUGGACCCACCAAGAUUCUCCUGAAUUACUUUGGAAACUAUGUACCAAAUACAUGGACCCAGGAUAAGGGCUGCACUUUCUGUGAGUUGGAUACAAUUGACUUGUCUGCAGUACAAGUCUAUCCAAAAGUGACAAUAGGAGUUUUCAUUGAGCAGCCAACUCCUUUUCUGCCUCGGUUUUUAGACUUAUUGUUGGCUCUGGAUUACCCAAAAGAAGCCCUUAAAUUAUUUAUUCACAAUAAGGAAGUUUAUCAUGAAAAGGAUAUCAAAGUAUUUGUUGAUAAAGCUAAACCUGCCAUCAGUACUAUAAAAAUAGUGGGACCAGAAGAAAAUCUAAAUCAAGCUGAAGCUAGAAACAUGGGAAUGGAUUUUUGUCGUCAAGAUGAAAACUGUGACUAUUACUUUAGUGUGGAUGCAGAUGUGGUUUUGACAAAUCCAAGGACUCUAAAACUGUUGAUUGAACAAAACAGGAAGAUUAUUGCUCCUCUUGUAACACGUCAUGGGAAGCUAUGGUCCAACUUCUGGGGAGCGUUGAGUCCUGAUGGUUACUAUGCUCGAUCUGAAGAUUAUGUGGAUAUUGUUCAGGGAAAUAGAGUAGGAAUAUGGAAUGUACCGUACAUGGCUAAUGUGUACUUAAUUCAAGGGAAGACUCUACGGUCAGAAAUGAAUGAAAGGAACUAUUUUGUUCGUGAUAAGUUGGAUCCUGAUAUGGCUCUGUGUCGAAAUGCUAGAGAAAUGACUUUACAAAGGGAAAAAGACUCCCCUACUCCGGAAACAUUCCAAAUGCUCAGCCCCCCAAAGGGUAUAUUCAUGUAUAUUUCAAAUAGACAUGAAUUUGGAAGACUAUUAUCAACGGCUAAUUACAAUAUUUCUCACUAUAACAAUGAUCUCUGGCAGAUUUUUGAAAAUCCUGUGGACUGGAAAGAAAAGUAUAUAAACCAAGAGUAUUCAAAGAUCUUCACUGAAAAUAUAGUUGAACAGCCAUGUCCUGAUGUCUUUUGGUUCCCCAUAUUCUCUGAAAAAGCCUGUGAUGAGUUGGUACAAGAAAUGGAACACUAUGGCAAAUGGUCUGGGGGAAAGCACCAUGAUAGCCGCAUAUCUGGUGGUUAUGAAAAUGUCCCAACUGAUGAUAUCCACAUGAAGCAAAUUGGCUUGGAGACUGUAUGGCUUCACUUCAUCCGGGAGUUCAUUGCACCAGUCACAUUGAAGGUCUUUGCAGGAUAUUACACUAAGGGAUUUGCAUUAUUGAACUUUGUCGUGAAAUACUCCCCUGAACGGCAGCGUUCUCUUCGUCCUCAUCACGAUGCUUCUACUUUUACUAUCAACAUCGCCCUCAAUAACGUGGGAGAAGACUUCCAGGGAGGUGGCUGCAAAUUUCUAAGGUACAAUUGUUCCAUUGAAUCACCGAGGAAAGGCUGGAGCUUCAUGCAUCCAGGGAGACUCACUCAUUUACAUGAAGGGCUUCCUGUGAAGAAUGGAACCCGGUACAUUGCUGUGUCUUUUAUAGACCCCUGAGCUAUUCACUGUUUGCGAAACUGGAUUUUCUCCUGAAAUAGAUGGCUGCCAUAAACAUGACUUUGAAGUUGGAUAUGAAAAGAUGGGAAGAAUAUUUAAAUAACUUCAAUAGAAGAACUUCACUUUGGGCCAAAGAUUCAGGAA